Molecule: messenger RNA, 267 nt
Organism: Clunio marinus
Lineage: Eukaryota; Metazoa; Arthropoda; Insecta; Diptera; Chironomidae
Source: the annotation of a GenBank genome assembly
AUGAAUUUUAAAUUUCACUUCAACAGAAAAAUAUUCAUCCAACACUUUUCUUUACCAUCGAACGAGCUAAGCCCUGGGAUGAAAGGUAUGAAUAAAGAGAAAUGCCAGCAUGAGAUCAGAAUAUUUAUAUUCACUCUUUACUCUUCCGACAGUGAACAAGAAAUUAUCUCGGAAAUGAAGAAUAAACAGCAGUUCACCCUAAGUUACACAUGCGGAAGACAUUCCAUCUCACUUCUCCCUUCUGCUUCAUUAGAUGUCGAUCUAUGA